Gamsiella multidivaricata is the source of this 1567-nucleotide messenger RNA. RefSeq names its product nicotinate phosphoribosyltransferase. Gene Ontology annotation, biological process: NAD+ biosynthetic process. Lineage: Eukaryota; Fungi; Mortierellomycota; Mortierellomycetes; Mortierellales; Mortierellaceae. The coding region runs from base 107 to 1459 and encodes 450 amino acids. Gene Ontology annotation, molecular function: nicotinate phosphoribosyltransferase activity. The transcript has a single exon. The record is from RefSeq and is a predicted model, not a curated record.
CUUUAGAACUUUAUGUCGCCACCAAUGUCUUAAAAAGACCUUCAGAUCGCGUCUUGAGGCAUGCUUCCUACACUUCAUCAUUUCUGAUCCAAUCCUCAUCAACACCAUGUCGUCUGCCCAACAAUGCCGACAGAGGGAGCAAAACUCUCUGGCGUGCACGUCGAUCCUCGACAAUGACCUCUACAAGUUCACCAUGCAACAGGCCGUGCGCCAACACUACCCUAACACGCCCUGCGACUAUCUUUUCACGAACCGAUCCCCAGACCUCGCCAAGCUGCCGCAUAAGGCACUUCCAUGGUUGAAGGAAAAGAUCCACGACAUGGCCGCCCUUCACCUGACGCCAGACGAGCGUUUGUUUCUGGAGGCUAAGUGCCCGUAUCUGACAAAGGAUUAUCUCGACUGGUUGCAGAAUGAGUUCAGAUUUAAACCGGAGGAGCAGGUUCAGAUCAAGUUCGCGGCAGUAGCAGCAGCAACAGGAGCAGGAACAGAAGCAGAGAAAUCAAUUGACACUAGCGAACAUGGGUCAGAGUUGGUCAGGAUCAUGAUUACGGGCAAGUGGGACGAGGUGAUCCUGUACGAGGUACCGAUCUUGGCGCUCGUCUCCGAGGCGUACUUCCGGUUCGGUGACCAGGACUGGAGCUACGAUGGGCAGUUCGAGGCAGCACAGACAAAGGCCAGGCGAUUGGUUCAUGCAGGAGCCAAAUUUGCAGAGUUUGGAACCAGGCGUCGACGGGACUAUGAGACGCAGCGGAUCGUGCUCGAAGGACUUAUCGCCGGAUCGCCGUCACCUGCAGAGGCUGUCAAGACCCAGCCGGGGCAAGGGUUCUUGACCGGCACGAGUAACCUGCAUUUUGCGCAUGUGAUGAACCUAGUACCGAUUGGGACAAUGGCGCAUGAGUGGUAUAUGGGCACGGCCGCGAUCCUGCGGGAUGCCAGCCAGGCGAAUAAGGUGGCGCUCGAGCGAUGGUCAAGGACCUACCCAGGCCAAGUGCUCGGAAUUGCAUUAACAGAUACGUUCACAACGGCUGCGUUCCUGAAGGCGUUUAAGGGCAAGAUCGCGAAGGAGUGGUCAGGCGUGCGACAUGAUUCCGGGGAUCCAUUUGAGUUUAUGGAUCGCAUUAUCCAGCAUUACGAUCAGGAUCCGAUGGUGGGACCCGAAAUGCGCAAGAUGAAGAGGAUUGUGUUUUCGGAUGGGCUGAAUACAGAGAAAGCGAUCCAGUUGCAGGAAGCAGCAGAUGCGAAGGGGAUUCAGGUGUCGUUCGGGAUCGGGACGCAUUUUACGAAUGAUUAUCAGUGUCUGGAGGGGGCAAAGGGGACAAGCAAUGCGAUGAAUAUCGUGAUCAAGUUGUAUUCGUGUGCGGGCAAGGAGUGUGUCAAGCUGAGUGAUGACCAUGGCAAAGAGAGUGGAAGCGAUGAGGCUGUGUCGGAGGUGAAGCGACAGAUCGGCACGCUUUUGUAGCGCAGAAAGCAAGUAAACACUUACUCAUGAGUUUCAUUUCAGUCCAUAGUUGGUGCAGGGAAAAGCUGCUGAUUUGUAUUGUGGAUUUCUCCGAAUAGAGAUUAGCAC